Messenger RNA from Glycine soja, 997 nucleotides. RefSeq names its product GEM-like protein 1. The coding region runs from base 147 to 794 and encodes 215 amino acids. The transcript has 4 exons. The record is from RefSeq and is a predicted model, not a curated record. Lineage: Eukaryota; Viridiplantae; Streptophyta; Magnoliopsida; Fabales; Fabaceae.
AUACUAUUCCAUUUUGUCCCUCUCUUACCUUUGCAUCCAUUAUUAAUGAUCAAGUUCUCUUUAUUCAACCUCUCAACAAACUAAAGAGUGAAAGAUCACGCUGAAGGAUAGAAAUUAAAUUAAAGCAACUUAAUUAGCAGUAUAGCAUGUCCAACAAUGGCAGCAACAACCCUUAUGUUCAAAUUUCCCCUCUUCAGACCAACCGUCCAAAGCCAAUGGAUACGGUGUGUGAUGCAUUAAACCGCUGCAGCAGGAAGGUUGGAAAAGCAACUAGAAGAGCUGAGACCAUGGCUGACAAUUUCUGGAAUCAUAUCAGAAUUGGUUCUAGUCUUGCUGAUGCAGCAGUGGCUAGAAUCGUUCAAGGAACAAAGGUGCUUACACUAGGAGGACCUGAUAUAUUAUUUCAACAAUCAUUUGGGAAUUUUCCAGGAGAGAAGCUCAUAAAGUCAUUUGCUUGCUACUUAUCAACAUCUACUGGACCUGUAAUUGGAACAAUAUAUGUAUCAACUAAAAGAGUAGCCUUUUGCAGCGACUAUCCACUGUGCAAUUAUCCACUCUCCCUGCAGCAAAACCAGAGUGUGCAUUAUAAGGUCGUGUUGCAACUCGAUCAGUUAAGCACGGUUAGUCCUUUCUCAAAUAGAUUUAACCCUGCAGAAAAAUACAUGCAGCUUGUCACAGUGGAUGGUUAUGAAUUCUAUUUUAUGGGGUUUAUAGCAUAUGACAAGGCUCUCAAGACAGUAAGAGAGGCUUCACUGCAAUAUCACAACCAUUCCAGAGAAAGCUCGAAUGCUUGAAUUAUUUUUCAUCUAUGUGCUGGACACACACCCUUGAACUACAAUGUACCCUAUUCCAAUUUAUUUGGUAGCAAUUAGCUGAGAAAUGAGCAUAUGGCAAAUUUGAUCACAAGUUAAUGGGGAAAGCCCCUCCCUAGAAUUAAUGUCGACCCAACGAUAAACGAGGUUUAAAGUGAAUUUUAAAAGAAAUUUUAUGCUUUAAA